GUCGGGCGGGUCCCGUGAUGGCAGGCGGUGGCGCCGCUGCCGCGGUCGCUCUGUCACUCGCCGCGCUCCCGGCUGCUGCUGCCGUCACCCCAGGACCGGCACUCGGACGCUUCCCCCGCGCCGCUGCCAUGGCCGAGGAUGAGAACCCGGAGCCCCUCAGCGAAGGGUCAGGAUGGCUAUCCAGUUGGUUGCCUGCAUGGUGUCCUACAUCACUAGUACAUCUUAAAGAUGCUGAAGAGAAAAUAUUGAAAUGUAUCACAAGUACAUACAGUAAACAAUAUGUCUUCAUAUCCAAUGGAAAUAAAAUAUGGACGCUAACAUUCUCUCAGAACCUUUCGCAGAAAACUCCACUUGUUCUUCUCCAUGGGUUUGGAGGUGGCGUUGGACUUUGGGCUCUGAACUUUGAAGAUCUUUGUGAAAAUAGGACUGUGUAUGCAUUUGAUCUCUUGGGAUUUGGACGCAGUAGUAGACCGCAGUUUGACACUGAUGCAGAAGUAGCAGAAAAUCAAUUUGUAGAAUGUAUUGAAGAAUGGAGACGGAAAAUGGGAUUGGACAGAAUGAUUUUACUUGGACACAACCUGGGUGGAUUCCUGGCAGCUGCUUACUCACUGAAAUACCCAUCAAGAGCAAAACAUCUUAUAUUAGUGGAGCCAUGGGGUUUUCCAGAAAGGCCUUCCAGUGCAGAACACGAGAGACCUAUUCCAAUCUGGAUCAAAGCACUUGGAGCAAUUUUGAGUCCAUUUAAUCCAUUGGCUGGUCUCAGAAUAGCAGGACCCUUUGGAUUGAGCCUUGUACAGCGUAUUAGGCCAGACUUUAAAAGAAAGUAUUCAUCCAUGUUUGAUGAUGACACAGUCACUGAAUAUAUCUACCAUUGUAAUGUGCAGUCCCCAAGUGGAGAAACGGCUUUCAAGAACAUGACAGUUCCAUAUGGAUGGGCAAAAAGGCCAAUGCUACAGCGAAUUGCCCAAAUGCACCAAGACAUUCCCAUCACUGUGAUUUAUGGAGCACGAUCAUGUAUAGAUGGCAAUUCUGGGACCACCAUCCAGUCUCUGCGACCAAAAUCAUACGUGAAAACCAUAGCUAUCCUUGGUGCAGGUCAUUAUGUGUAUGCUGAUCAACCUGAAGACUUCAAUCAGAAAAUAAAAGAGAUCUGCAAUUCUGUGGACUGACAGGAUUCUGUUUUUUGGGAAAGUGAGCCACAGAUAUAAUUCAAAGCAAUACUUUGUAGUAUAUUACAAAAGUUAAGGAAUACAGGCAUUGUGAAACAAAACAGAUUUUGUUUGCACCAUUUCUUUCAAGAUGUUUGCACACUUUAAACCAUGCAAGUGCCUUUUGCUGCGAUGGGGAGAUUUAAAAGAAAACCACAAUUGUGUACAUUUUAGUUUGAUGCAGUUCUUUAUAUAUUUAGAUAAGAUAUUUUUGUCUAUAUAUUAAAACAACAUUUUAAAACUGGAUUUUUAACAACUGGAAUUUAGAACAUUUUAAAUUGUGCUUAUACAUACAGCAAGAGUUUCUGUAACAAACAUUCUUACAAAAUGCUGAGUAAAACUGCAAUUUGGCAACUUCAGCCUCCAUAUGGUGCAGUUUUCAUACACUGAACUUUUUAAGAAUGUGAAAAUACUUCACAAUUUUUCUCUAAAUUGGAAGAUUGUAUGUAUAAUAUCGUCACACUUCAUUGUACUUUAUGAAGUGGAUUUUGCCAAAAGAAUACUGGUAUGUACCAACGAAAAAUAAAAAUUAGGAAGAGUUGGGAAAAGACUGAGUAGCGCUGCAUUUUUUUUUCAACUCUUGGAACCUUGGUUGUUCACUACAAUAACUGUAUUUGGGUGUUUGGUUUCUGAGGGGGCUUUGUUUUGUAAAAUGCUAAUAUUACUGAUAUAUGAUGUUAAAGAGAUAAUGUAGAAUCCAGUGGAUUUGAAGAUUAAAUGCCUUCUUAGUUGCAUAAGCUGUUCAUUUGUCGACAUGAUUAUUGCAAGACCUGUUGCUGGCCCAAUUCUGAAGUUGUUACAUGUUAGCAAGAAUUCCAUGUUUAACUAGUCCCUGGAGAAAAUUGUGUCUGUAAUGUUUGGAAGAGUAUGUUUUUUCUUUUAAAUUAUUGGGUUUUUGAGGCCGUCUGACUGGGAAAAUGCUAACUCAGUUAAAAGAAACAAGUUAAUUGUGUCAAUAGUUAUCUUUUAAGAAGGCAACUUAGAUUAAAUAAUACAAAUGAAUCAAAAAACAUAAUCUUACCUCAGAAUUGUAAUAAAAUAUGUAAUUUUAUGCAGCAUUUUCAAUAUGAGCUUAUUUAGACUCUGGUUCUUUACAAAACUGUGUUUUUAGAUACUUGGUUAAGUUAAGGUAAACCAACCUGUUGCCAUCUAAAAGGUAAUAACUUACUGGUUAGCUUUCGAAUUUUGAAAUAACAAACUUUGUUCUUUCUUAUAUAAGUCUUUGAAUCAAUCUGAAAUAAUUCUUGAAAGUCAAUUUUGUUGUCUCUUGGAGGUAUAAUCUUAGAUUAUAUUAACAGAAGUGGGAAGUAUUUCCUCUCCAAGAGAUUUUUUUUACUUCGGUGCUGUGAUAACGUUACAAUCACUUUAACUCCCUUGACUGUAGUGUAAUAUUUAUGCUGAAUAUUGGCACCAUUGUACAGCUCAUUUCACAACUUUUUAAAGAACAAUCAGUAUUGCAUAGUAAACCACGAUGGUCAGUACUAAAAUGCAGAACCUUGUUUUUUUUGAAUACGUAACAUGAAUCUCACAUUAACAAACUGCAUAGUUAAAUUCUCAUAGCUCUGUAGUAAAGAAUUCUAUUUCAUGCUUACUGGUUUGUAUUAGUCAGCUGUUGUACAUUUGAAAUCACAUAUAAAAUGCCAGCUAACUCAAAA
Elgaria multicarinata webbii is the source of this 2863-nucleotide messenger RNA. It is a transcript of the gene ABHD5, whose product is annotated as abhydrolase domain containing 5, lysophosphatidic acid acyltransferase. The record is from RefSeq and is a predicted model, not a curated record. Gene Ontology annotation, biological process: negative regulation of triglyceride storage; phosphatidic acid biosynthetic process; positive regulation of triglyceride catabolic process. NCBI's taxonomy places the organism in Eukaryota, Metazoa, Chordata, Lepidosauria, Squamata, Anguidae. The coding region runs from base 18 to 1169 and encodes 383 amino acids. Gene Ontology annotation, cellular component: lipid droplet; mitochondrion. Gene Ontology annotation, molecular function: lysophosphatidic acid acyltransferase activity; carboxylic ester hydrolase activity. The transcript is spliced from 7 exons.